This is a messenger RNA of Paramecium sonneborni, 1524 nucleotides long. NCBI's taxonomy places the organism in Eukaryota, Ciliophora, Oligohymenophorea, Peniculida, Parameciidae. The record is from the annotation of a GenBank genome assembly.
AGUCAUUGCAUGAAUAAAUAUUUAUUAACAUUUAAAAACCCUUAGAUUGAAGCAAAAUAUUAAUCAACGAGUAUUGGUGAAAUUAGAAUGACUAUGUUUACACUCAUAACUUUAGGUUUUAUAGUUGUAUUUAUUGUAAGAAUAGGGUAGGGUCUACUUUAAUAAAAUUACUUAAAUGUAUAUACUUAUAUUGCUAUGAUUACCUAUUUUUUUGUAUAAUACCUCUUAAGUAAAAAGUAUAAGUAGCUUUUAAGACCUUCAUUAAUAUUAUUGAAUCAUGCUUUUACAAUUUAUUUUUUAUUUGUGGAAGAAUCAUCUGAUUCAUUGUCUGGACAUCUUAGAGGAGUAAAUUAGAUGGGAUCUAACUUUUUAAUUAUACUUGCAGGAGAGUAUAUUGAUGCAAUGUUUUCUCUCAUUUCUAUUUCCAUCAUCAGAAUUAUUAUUAUUUUUAACAAAACUUCUAGCAUUGAGUAUUCUGCUAUAUUCUCUGCUUUCAUACUAAUACUUUAUGCUUCUAAAUAUUUAUAUCAAUAUCAUAAAGCAAUAAGAUCAUAAUAUUUAUUAACUUUAGUUGAUUAAUCAUGGGAAAAUAUACUGACCUAAAUAAGCAAGAAGAUUCCAUAUAUUUUAAUCACUUUUGAUGAAGUCUAAUUAAAAUUCUAAAUAGCUAAAAUAUUAAAUUGUGAAACAUUAUUUUCAACUCAUGAAGAUGCACUCAAGUUUUUAAGAGAAGCUAAAUAUAAUGAAUAAACUAUCGAAUUAGUUAUUUAUAAUGAAAUUAAGGAUUUCAAAUAAAAUUCUGUUGAUGUUUUUAAUAAAAAUAUCACUAUUUCACAUUAAAAGCUAUUAAUCAAAAUUGAAUACUCAGUUUACUUUAGUAAUAAACCAACAAUUCUUUUAAUAUUUCCUGAAAUCUCAAAUAAUACUAGAGAAAAUAAUUUAAUUAUGUAAUCUAGAUAUGAACAAUUACUUAAUAUAUUAAUUAAAUUAUUUUAAGUCAUUUAAAAUUAAUAAUCUAAAUCUAAAACUGAUAUUUUAGGAAAAGCAUAAAAAGCAUAAAAAAAAUUAGUCAUAAUCAAAUUAAUUUAAGAUUUAAAUAAGCAAUAAAUCAAAGCAAAAAUUGUUAAUCUCAGAACAAUUUUUAAAAAUUUAAUUUUAUUGUACAAAUGCAAAAAACUAAUAUUUUCUAAUUAAUUUUAGAUCAAAAUCAAAACUUGUCCAUCAAUAUUUAGUUUUUUUUUAAUUACAAUAAUGGAAGCUCUUUCUUCGAAUGAAUUACAUAUAUCAUGCUCUAUUAAAUCGGAAUAAUUAAUAGAAUUCAAUUUCUUAGGAUGGUUUUAAGAAUAAGAAUUAAUUUCGACUUAAAAAGCAUUAGCUUAUGAAUAUAGUUUAAUAAUGAAAAAUUUACAGAUUUCCUAAAACAGUAAUAUAGUAUAUAAUAAUAAUAUAGAUGUAAGUUUUUAGUUGUAUUAACAGGCCUAUGUUCCAUUUAAAAUACAAUCUUACUCAACUACUGAAGUAUGA